AUGGCACUCCCAAAUUUUGAUGCUCUUAGAGACUUACACAACUCUGCCAAUCUCCUUCUUCAUUCACCCACUAUCCAACAAUCCCUUGUGCACCAUCGACAAGAAAAGUGGGUUCAUGAGGUCUCGGAGGCAUCUCUAAGAAUGUUGGACGUGUGUGGCAUUUCUAAAGAUGUUCUAUUGCUCGUCAAAGAACAACUCCAUGAUCUUCAAUUCACAUUACGUAUAGUAUGUAUUGGCGAGCCCGAUAUUGGUACCAAAAUUGCGGCUUAUAAUCACUAUAGAAAGAAGUUGAAGAAGGAAACAUUGAAGUGCUUGAAUUCUUUAAAAGGGAUUAAGAGCAAAUCCAUUGUUUCGAAUCACUCACCAAUCGAUGAGAACCUUAAAGUAGUGGUUGAUGUGCUAAAGGAAGUGAAGGUGACUAGUAUUACUAUCGUGGAGUCACUAUUGUCCCUCAUUUCUAUACCAUGGCUGGAUCAAAAAUCAGCUAAAGGGUCUUUUGCGUCAAGGUUCAUACGCGUGGGUAGUCAAGGUUUAUAUGAUAUGUGCGAUGUAAUGGCGCUUCAAAGUGCGAAUAAAAGAUUGGAGGCAGUGGAGAUUGCCAUUGAAGAUCUUGAGGCUGAGCUGGAUUGCAUGUUUAGGCGUUUGAUCCAGACUAGAGUUUCACUUCUCAACAUUCUAACAAACUAG
Messenger RNA from Quercus lobata, 687 nucleotides. RefSeq names its product DUF241 domain protein, putative (DUF241). Lineage: Eukaryota; Viridiplantae; Streptophyta; Magnoliopsida; Fagales; Fagaceae. The transcript has a single exon. The coding region runs from base 1 to 687 and encodes 228 amino acids. Gene Ontology annotation, biological process: shoot system development; root development. The record is from RefSeq and is a predicted model, not a curated record.